Acanthoscelides obtectus is the source of this 7048-nucleotide messenger RNA. The record is from the annotation of a GenBank genome assembly. NCBI's taxonomy places the organism in Eukaryota, Metazoa, Arthropoda, Insecta, Coleoptera, Chrysomelidae.
GUUUUUUCAGUUUUAUUACAUAAUAGCCGUGCGGUUUACAAAUGACCCACAAGAACGCCACUGGGACGUGAUUAUGGCACAAAUUAUUAUGGCGUCAUCUGUCAGAAGUGAAAGUUAUGUUCCAUGACAGCUAUCUAUCUGUCAAGGUGAGCGCUUUUUUUUGUUUUGAUCAGGCACUUGCGAGCGUGGUUUGACGUUGUUUGCAGUUGAAGCUGUUUGAAUCCUUUGUUUAGCUGGAAAUUUAUGUUUUUCUAUCCAUUUAAUAAUGGAGGAGAAUAAGAGCAUGGAUGAGGUUGGCUCAGGCCAAGAGCAUUUUCAUGAUGCCGUCGAGUGCGUGAACGGAGAUUCUAACAAAGGAGGUGGAGACUACCCAGAAGUUGACCAGGCCAACAAUGGGGGUGGUAGUUUAGAUGUUGGAGAUGCUUUGGGAAGAUUCAGCACAUUCAGAGGAGGUGAGCUCCAUGCCAGAAUGCCUGUAGCAAAAUAUGCUACCCACUAUAAGAUGAAUCAUAAAAAAAGGGGUCUUGCAUAUAUUUUUAACCAUGAAGUGUUCCAAUGUGGUGGUUUGAAAUCUAGAGCUGGCACAAAUGAAGAUUGUAAAAAUCUUAAGGAGUGCCUUACAUCUUUAGGCUUUGAAGUACAUGGGUUCAAGGAUUUAACUUAUCAGGACAUUGAAACCCGUAUUAGAGAAGUGUCAAAAGUGGAUCACUCAGACCAUGACUGCCUGUUGAUAGCUGUUCUUUCACAUGGGGAAAUGGGUAUUGUUUAUGCUAAGGAUAUGCCAUACAAACCUGAUUAUCUGUGGACACCAUUCACAGCAGAUAAGUGUCCAACACUAGCAGGAAAGCCAAAAAUAUUCCUUUUACAAGCUUGCCAAGGUGACAAAUUGGAUGCUGGUGUCAAUUUGUCUACAACAGAGACUGAUGGAGAAAUUUACAACACUUAUAGAAUACCUGUUCAGGCAGAUUUCCUUAUUGUCUAUUCAACAGUAAAAGGUUACUAUUCAUGGCGCAACACCACAAAAGGUUCCUGGUUCAUCCAGUCGCUGUGCGACGAACUGAAGAAAAGAGCUAAAGACCAUGAUCUCAUGACCAUCCUGACAUUUGUAUCCCAACGAGUGGCUGUGGAUUUCGAGAGCAACGUGCCAGACAAUCACAGUAUGCAUCGCCAGAAACAGAUACCCUGCAUAAUGAGUAUGCUCACGAGAUUGAUACAUUUCAAUCCUACCGCCAUAGGAAAUUGAACAGUUAGAUACUUGGAUUUGUAGGUUUUGUUGGCAUUUUGGUGAAAAUUAUGGGCAAGCUGGAUUUUCUCUUGGAAUUUGAUCAUGUUCUUUUAUUCCCAGAAUCUGCGUGGUAUGAAAAUAAAAUUAGGUUAAUACUAAACAUACCAGAAAGUUCAGUAUGCUCAUGUUUUUCCAGAAUAUAUUAUUUGCUCAGUUUCCAGUUUCAGGGUUCCAACCCAAUAAUAAUGGAAGCAGCCUAUUCUCAUACCAGAUUUAUUUACAUAGAAUUUCUUUUGAACUGAUUCUGCUGUGUUUACUCAAUAUCGAUUCUACUAAAUAAGUUUGAAUCAAACCAAUGUUUUACACCUGCGAAAAUGAGCAAUAGUAAUUCUCAGCGUUAUUCAAAUUAAUUUAUCUUCUACCAUUUGCAUCUCUUUCUGUCUUAUAUCCAGGUGUUGAAUGUUUAAUAACGUGAGAACAUUUUGCGUGACUGAUUUAUUGGAAGGAACAGGAACAUAUUUGUAUUUUAUUGAUCUCUUUGUGAAAAAAGAACUAUCUAUUGCAAUUUCUUCAGAGCAAUAUUGUGUCUUGUGCGCUUUUAGAGAAAUCUUAGAAUAAGCAGUAAACAUAUAUAGCAUCAUAUCAUUGAAUUUAGCUUAAUAUUAAUUUGUAUUUAGUAUCUAGGAGUUCAUAUGGAGUUUGAUCCUAGGUAUAUGGAAUCCGAGCCAAGCAAGAAUGACGGUAGUUCUAUUUAAAGUUUGAUCAAACAGAGAUUGACAGAUUACUAAAAAAAGAGAGCUAAUCUAGAGGAUGUAUGGUAUAGCACCAAUAUUGGUUUAAAUAAGCAGUCGUUCAAAAAUCUGAACAAAUCGUAAUCAAAGUAUAAAUAGUAAAAAAUGGAAUUUUUAAGCUCAAUUAUACCAUUCACAAAACUUUCAACUACUGUCAAUUUCGGUCAGCUCGCUUAGGAAUUUGUGGUGUAGUGGGAUAACUGUCAUUGCCUAUUCCCAGACACUGCUAAUUCUAAAAAAAAAAACAGCACACGUUUGAGAAUAGUUUAGGAAAUGUUCUGUAGUUAUUAGUAUAAGUGGGUAGGUUUUAGGAAACAAAAGUGCAUUUAAAUACAACCACUGCCAAGUCUUUUUAAGAAAACGUGCAUUUAGGCAUAGCCGCUGCCACGGUAAAAAAGGCAACCGUCAUUUGAAAAAGUGCGUUGGUUCAAGAAAUCGUAUUACAAGGUUUAGACUGCACUACGGUUUUUUCCCACAAGCAGUAAACCACCAAACCGCAAAACCGCCCGAGAAGCACACACUAUGGUUGAAAACCGCGAAACUGGACACGAUUUUCACACGUUGAUUGGAUGGAUUUCAAGAGAGCUAUAUGUGUUUUUGCUUUGAUACUAAGAAGCAGAAAAAGAAAACGUUAUCAAAAAUUUCGCAAAUACUGGGUCCAUCUACUGACUACCGAAGAUUUAAGAAAGAUCUCUUUUAUGAACAGUAUCAAGAUUUGAGAAAACGUCCUCAGAAAUUUUCUGCUACUAUCGGAACGGACAGUUCAGUCCUUUAACCAAUACGACUUUAUUUUGAAAAAGAAGAACGUAAUUUUACGGUUGGGACGAAUGGGCCCCGACAAAAAUCGUCAUUCAAAAUACGACUUUUAUUUUUUUUUUCUAGUGUACGUGCAAAAUAUCUUAUCUGCAUAACAAAUAUCUGUGGAUUAAAUAAUAGAAAACAAUUUUUUUCUUUAUUAUGUAAUAAACAAAAAAAAAAAUACAAAAUGGGACUCAUUUGUCCCAACAGUACGGAAAAAAUGGAUAAAAAUGUCCCACUAGUAACAAAAAUACUUAUAGUUAAAAAUGUAACUUGAACGAAAGUAAUAAACUUAUAAUAUUUAAGUGUGACAGGAUUGGAAAGUCAUUGCACAAGGAAAGCUUACAUCCUGAACACAUAGUUUUUGUUCUUUUUUUCACUUUUCGAGAAGUACAUGAAUGACAUCUACGACGAGAUUUUCUUACAAACGGCAAAUUAAUGAUCUCCUACGUUUACGAGAUUUAUUGAUAAACUUGCAGGUCUGCCACUACAGCGUUUUCAAACAACGCCUGCUUUUUGUCGACCUGUGUUUAUCAAAUUUUCUGCUAGGUUUACUAGAAAUGUAAUAAACGGAACAUCACGCUUAUGAGCUUCUUUGAAUAUUAUCCAUGCAUUUGAGGCUGAUGUUAACAGUAGCUUGUAAAAUGUUUUUCUCCACCAUUUUGGAGACUUCCAAUCAAUUUCUUAUAAGCUCGACAUUUGAUCUGACAGAUCAGCAUCACUCAUAAAUCUAUUAUAUGCUUUUAUAACUUUCGGACAGGGCACGUUAAUUUUGGUUCCGUCUUUUUGGCGUCUUUCUACAUAUCCCAUUUCGUCUUUGUGACAGUUUGAAAGAAUCAAUACCUCUUUAGAAAAUUUCCAUAGAUGUGCGAUAACACCCUGAUCACUAAAUAAUGUUUGGCAAUCUCCUUUUCCCAUUUUUUUCUUUUCAAACUGUGGCAGGUUUUUUUAUUUGACAUACAUGUCCCAACAGCAGCAAAAUCUAAAUUAGCAUUUAAAUUCACAGUCAUAAAAAAACGAUCAAAACACAACAUCACGCUUGGAUCAUUUAUAGAGCUGCAUAACUUGUUUACCACUCUUUCCCCUAAUGUUCCUUCUUUUUGCUCCUCGUCUUUUCCAGCAUAUAUGUUCAUAUCAUAUACAUAUCCAGAGUCAGAAUCGCAUCUCUCCCAAAUCUUAAUACCUCUCUUUAUUGGUUUUAACGGAAGAUAUUGUUUCAGCGAGGAACGACCUUUAAAUUUCACCAUUGACUCAUCUAUACUUUGAAAACUACUGUCGGUUUGAGCUUUUGGAAAUGUAUGUUUGAGACACGACAUAGCCUCAGAAAUGUAAUAGUUUGUCUGAAUUUUCUGUUUUUUUCAGGAUGGUUGUAAUACAUUUUUGAUGUAAGAAGAAGAAAUCUGUCUCUAGAGAUUGCAUUUUUAAUAGCCUCAUUUUCAAGUGAUUUUUGAGAUGACUAAUAAUUAGACAACCAAUUACCAGCAUCAUUUCGUGAUAAUCGAUGGGAAGAUAUUGCUUUUUUGUCUUCUCUUGUAAGAUGCUUAGCCUUUCGUUAGUACAUUCAGCCAUAAAAAUAAACAAACCUCUGGGAACUAAUUUCACUCGAGUUCAGAUGAUGUAUGAGUAAUAUCUGCAUGUAAAAUACGUGUACAUUCGCGGUAGGUACACGCUUUGAAGAAAUAAAUGAAGAUCCACUAGUGCUCCAGAGAAUAUUUUUACUAAUGGGGUUAGGCUCUACCUCAAUCUCGUCAAGAUCUGACGCUAAAUAAGGAUCUACGCUAAGAAUUUCAUUAUCAGGCAAAUCGUUUUUAGCUUUCUGUUGGUUGUUCCUUUUGCGUUUACGUGUAGUACGACGGGCAGGAAGCUCCAGAUCACGUUCAGAUGAAAUAUCCGAUUCUAACUUAUACUCGGAACCCUAGUCUUGAAAAGGUUCUUCAACAUCCGAAUCGUCAGUCAACCCAUACUUAUUUAUUUUUCACGCAAUUUCUGCAAGUGCUUUAGCAGUUAACGCUCCGUUUCUAGAAAAUAAAAAGAUAAAAUGAGACCUAUGCAAAAAUAGUAACGUUUAUAGUCAAAAUUAUAUCAAUUUGUAUAAGUAUUCCAAACGUAUUCAUAUGGGAUUUGCUGGUGACUGCAUUGUGAUGUCCUUACAAAUGGGUAUAAUUUGAUUAUUAUACUAACUAUACACUAUACUAACUACUGACUCUAUACAUUACUGUUGGGACAUCUAAGUCCCACCCAUAAAAAAUCGAUGUAUUUCUUUAAUUUUAAAUAAUUAUGCAUACUCCUAAAUAUACAUAACUACUUACCUGUCCAUGUUGUUUAAUCACAUUUGAACUAAUUUAACCUGUUAGUAUCGAAAGGGUUUAUAUCAACGACAUUCCAUCCUAACACUUUUAAGACUGUGUUGCUAGAUGUACGACUACUGCGGAAUGAACUUAUAUUUUCGUUCAGAAUACUCGUGUCUAGCAAAUCCCCACCCUUGCCCCCAUUUUCAAUGAAUUGUUCAUUCUUAUUAUUUGGUUAACUUUUAUUGGCGCUAUGUCUGUUCUAAUACGGUUCAGUAUUCCCCAUGUCGAUCACUCAAAGUCAGUACCACUGGGCAUCUCUUGGAUAAGCCGGUAGUUGGUGAGUGGACCAUCUACAAUUUAAUUAUCUUUGAUUUGCAUUGAACUCCAGGCAGAGAGGCCUUUCUAUGAACUCUUACGCCUUUUUUGAGACGGGGAUCAUACAGCUUGUGACAUUACUUCUGUUGUUAAUUAACCAAGUAUGUCAUUGGAAAAAGAAAAAAAUAGCCUCCAGUGCAAUGAACUCCCUCUAAGACAUAGUUGCUUUCACCAGAAGGGUUAAGACCCCUAUACCUUCUGGAAAAACAGUUACAACUGUCGGGGCAAGUCAAAUACCUGGGGGUAAUACUAUACUUCAAACUAACCUGGAACCCACAGAUCAAACGCUCUGAUGGCAAAACAUGGGAAUUAAGCCCUUCCAUGAUGCAGUGAACGUACAUAAUAUUGGUAAUGCCCAUGAUGACUUAUGCAUAUCUGGUUCUUCAUGACGGUAUUCCGAAGAAUGAGAGUACCGUGCGCGGUUGCCGCGUCAAAUGUGUGCGCGCCAAUAGUUCUUGAACCACAAAUUUUGGCGCGUUUUUUUCCCGCUAGCCAGUCAGUAUCAAGUCGCGGUUUUAAAAUCAGUCGCGGAAAAAAACCGUCAGUUCGGGCCGCUUCCAUUAGUUUACUCACGAAAUCAGGCGGUUAAAAUUCUCGGCGGUUUAGCCGUAGUGCGGCCUAAGCCUUGAUAACAGUCAUUGUAGAAAAAGGAUCCUAGAUUACAGCACAGAAACUACACCUAAUGCCUGACUUAUCUAUGAAAACAAGUCUAAUUACUAAAAACAACUUUGUUUAAUAUCACUUUCUCAAAUGAUUUGCGUUUAAUUGUGCUACGUUUGAUGACAUACUGUCAAUUGGAUGGUGAUGAAACAUUUUUAAGGUGUUUGUCCAUUAAUGACAAAUAUUUAUCUGAAUAUAUUGAAGAAACUUAUGAGAUUUAAUUUUGGAUAUUUUUUAUAUAUGUAGAUGACAUCGACUUCUUAUAGGCUGUUGCACACCUCAUAUUAACUAUUACAAAUCCUGAUUAAACAAUUUAAAGCCUUUACUAAAUUGAUUUGAGUUUUCGUGUUCUUAUGAACUCCGUAUCACUCAGAACUUUAAAUGGAGGUGUAAAUGCCAUAUUGUAUAGAAAUAUCUAGGGUAAGUUUGAUUUGAUUAUUCUGAAACUCAGAUUUUGACAUAAUUGUCACCAAAUACUGUUUUUAAUUAAUUGCUUGACUAUCAUCCAGUAAGUUGAUGGUGUUUUCUGAAAUGACACAAUUUAUUAAAGUUGUAUUUUAUACUAAUCAAUUGCUUGACUUUUCGUGUCAAUUGAACCAUUGUCUUUCGUAUACAGUGUCUUACUGAAAGAAUAUAUGAAAUUUUACAAUUAUAUACAUAUAAUCAUUAUAUUAAUCUUAUAGAAGUAUACAUUUUUGGUGGAUAGCUAUAUUAUAUUUGAAUGUAGUAAAUCUAGUUUACUAUCAAAUAAUGACAAAUAUUUGUGAUAUUUUUUUUGUAAUUUGCAUAUUUUGCGCUUUUGUAGAGAAUUAUAAAUCGGUGUCUUUACAUGUAUAUGUAGGCUUUUUAUACAUACACAUAUACACAUAUAUUUUGUUACAACAGCUUGUCCAUAUUUUUGAAUAAAG